ACUGUACAGCAGUAUCUUAUCAAUUUCUUGAUAAACUGUUGAGAAGUUUUAAAGUCGAUUUUUGAGUAGAAAUUAGUCGUAAGGCCAACCAUACAUAAUACACAUAGACCUUUAUGAUAAAGUAGGUGUUAUUAUUAUUCGUUACUUCUGCGUAAUAACUAAAAAUAGUUCUUUCUAUAUUGAUAUUUGUUAAUGAUACAAUUAUUAUACUUUUUUUGAAAUCGCAUACAUUCUUGUCGAAUUAUUAAAAUUAAAAGACAAAAAAUGUCUUCCUCUAGUAAUUGUACUGAACACGAAGCAGUUACUAACUUUAGGGAAUAUCUUCGUAUACCUUCGGUUCAUCCGGAUGUCGAUUAUAGUAAAUGUGUUGAAUUUCUUCUACGACAAGCUCAGAGUCUUGGUUUACCGUCCAAUAUAUAUUAUAUAGUACCCGGAAAGCCUAUUAUCAUAAUUACAUGGAUUGGACAGAAACCCGAUCUCCCAUCUAUUUUGCUCAAUUCUCAUAUGGAUGUUGUUCCUGUUUAUCCAGAAAAAUGGACUUAUGAACCGUUUUCUGCCCACAAAGAUGAUGAUGGUAAUAUCUAUGCUAGAGGAGCACAAGAUAUGAAAUGUGUUGGAAUUCAAUAUUUAGAAACUAUUAGAAAAUAUUUAAGAGAUAAAUUAGUUUUUAAUAGAACCAUUCAUGUUUCUUUUGUACCGGAUGAAGAAAUAGGUGGAACUUUUGGUAUGAAAAAGUUUGUGAAAACGCCUGAGUUUUCAGCUUUAAAUAUUGGAUUUGCAUUAGAUGAAGGCUUGGCUAGUCCUGACGACAGUUAUGCUUUGUACUAUGGCGAACGGACACUAUGGCAAACUGUUAUAAAAUGUACUGGUACACCUGGACAUGGGUCUUUGCUUCAUGAAAAUACAGCUGGUGAAAAGUUACGUUUUAUUAUUGACAAAUUCAUGAAUUGGCGAGAAUGUGAAAAAUUAAGGUUGAAGAAUGGUAAUCUUGGACCUGGUGAUAUUACGUCUAUCAAUUUGACAAUAUUAGAAGGAGGUUGUCAAAUAAAUGUUGUGCCACCUGAAUUAACAGUCUGUUUUGAUGUACGAUUGGCCAUCGAAGUGGAUCCCAACGUAAUGGAAAGUAUAAUACAACAAUGGUGUAGAGAAGCUGGGGAAGGAGUUACUUUAGAGUUCAAAGAAAAAAAUGCUCGUAUUCAGCCGACUAAACUUAAUGAUGAAAAUCCUUAUUGGAUUGCAUUUAAAGAUCAAUGUGACAAAAUGAAUAUCAAUCUUAAAACAAGUAUAUUUCCUGGCGCAACAGAUAGUCGAUAUAUUAGAGAGAUUGGAAUUCCAGCAAUAGGGUUUUCACCAAUGAACAACACUCCUAUUCUUUUACACGAUCACAAUGAAUUUUUGAAUGAGAAGAUCUUUCUAAAAGGCUUGGAUAUUUACUAUAAUCUUAUCAAAAGUUUGGCUUCAGUUUGAUGUUAUUUUCAAUGUUAAUAUAAUAAUUAGAUUUUCAA
Messenger RNA from Adelges cooleyi (spruce gall adelgid), 1505 nucleotides. RefSeq names its product aminoacylase-1-like. The transcript has 7 exons. Gene Ontology annotation, molecular function: aminoacylase activity. The record is from RefSeq and is a predicted model, not a curated record. Gene Ontology annotation, biological process: amino acid metabolic process. Gene Ontology annotation, cellular component: cytoplasm. Lineage: Eukaryota; Metazoa; Arthropoda; Insecta; Hemiptera; Adelgidae. The coding region runs from base 265 to 1467 and encodes 400 amino acids.